UUUUGCGUUUGUUUUUCAUAGUUCCUUCCUCUUUGUCUAAGUCUUUAUCACGACAAUUGAUAAAUGAUAAAAAUAAUCGGUGAUGUGAUAAGAUCGAAGACGAUCUACGACAAGCGACAGUUUGCGCGGUCCCAGUUGAUCGAUACCGUAGAUCUUGAGCCUAUGCAACUGAACCGAAUUAUAAUCGCAUUAGUUUCUACGCGAAGCACGUUUCAGAAAUCCAGGAGCUGUCACAAUAACCAGGUGGUAACUGAAUGCGUGAAUAACAGUGAUGGAUAAUGGCGGCAGCGGAUGAAAGCACAGAAACUUCGGAUCCACCGACAGUCCAAACAAGCUCUUGGUCAAAAGAAGAAAGGAUAAAAAAUAAACAAUUGCGACAUGCUGGGUUAGAGUACAUUUCACGAUCAGGGCGAACAGUAGCUGCUAAAAAGCAACCAGAUGUAAUCUGCAACUGUCCGCAACAAUGCAGCACAAAGGUAACGAAGGAGAUUCGAGAACGGCUGUUUGCUGAUUUCUAUGCUUUAGGAGAUGCUAACUCACAAAAUAACUAUCUACGCAAGCUGAUAGAAAUACGCUCAGUUAACGAACGACUUUUCAAUGAGGAAAGAAAGGAGAGCGGUCGACUUCAGAGGAGAAUUACAUGUAAAUACAGAGUGCCCUUGAAACUAUCUCCGAGAGACAAAACUCUGACACCGAUCACUGAUAUUAAUGAAUCACAGAAUGACAUUUCGGUAGGAGAAACAGAAACCUGCUUGCCACAUGGAGAUAGUGAUAAUGACAAAGAUGAUUCGAAGGUUGAUGAGGCGGUGGAUAGGAGAGAUUCUAAUGAUAGAGCAAAAAUCACAACGGAAGAUCUCAGCUUGUUAAAUCCUAGCAAUGAAUCAAUGGACAACACCAAUGAAACAAGUGACUCCAAGGAGAAUGAACAACAUCACAAUAAAAAUCUAACAGAGGGUAAAGAAUCAUGUAAAGAAGAUAUUGGUGAUAAAAUCGAGGCAGGAAAAAUUCAAGGAGUUAUUACUGCUGGGGGAAAACCACUAACUGAGCAAAAAUUGGAUGCUGUUGAUGAGAAUAAAAGUACUGAGGUGAAGUUGGAAACCUCCAUUCCAUCUUCUGAAAUAGACAAAAAAUCAGACAACCCGUCUACAUUGAACUUGACAAACAACGGUGAUCAUGCAGUAAAUACAACUCCAAAACCAGAGGAGCACAAAGACACCGUAGAUAUAUGUCAAAAAGCAUUUAUGAACAUUUUCGCUAUCACAGAGAAACGGGUUAGGCUCCAGCGAGAGAGGAUAAUUGAUGAACUGCGCUUCAUGGCGGAGAAGCGUAAGGCAGAGCAAGAGGAAAUGGAAAACUCAAUCAAUGUUGCCAGAGAACUGGCAGCAGGUUGCCGACCUUUGCUCCAUUUUAUGGACAAAUCCAAUCAGUCAAACCGAAUACCUUCACUACCUAACAAGCUGCUGAUGGCAAUUGAUAAUGAUCUCACUUUGGUAAAUAACUUUUUCCGUAACCAAUUGUGGAAGCCGGAGAAUUUUAACAAGAGAUACAAAUGUGAUGAUUCACAAUUGGAACAUGACAUUUUAGACUAGGCCGAAGAAUUGUUACCAUAGCUGGGACUAUGUUCCACUAUAAAUAAUUAGAUCCAACUUUCAUCCUUUAAAUUGUUGACAGUUUAAAAAUUAUUUAAGUACUGAUGCUUUUCAGAAGCGCAUCUCACUUUGAUUAUUGCAAAAUCCUUAAAGAAUUUUUUUCCUUUCUAAUCUUUCAAUUUUUAUCUAAUUAGUAGUGUAGUUGUAAAUCUCUCAAGUUUCAAACAAGCAUUUCUUGCUCAUCAUUCCUCCUAAAUUUCUUGAUGAUAGACUCUCAUAAAAUCCAAAAGUAAGCACUCUGUUUAAAACCUUGACCAAGUAUAUUUUUGAACCUGAUUCCGGACAACCAAGAUGAGAUUUAUUUUUUUUUUUUUUUUAAUUCGAGAAGAAAAUAAAAGGGUAAAUUUCUCUAAAGUUCCUGAUGGCGUAUUACUUGCAACUUUUAAUGGUGAUAGCAGGUCUUGGUAAGUAAUUGUCAAGGUAGAUAUUUGUAGUUUUUCGUUUUGAUUCCAUUUGAAUUUUACCAUAUAAGAUAUUGCUCAAAAGACAAAGCUUAUUUUUGUACGUAAUUUUUUUACUCAAAUCAGAGUUCAAUAGAAAGAUAAUUGACUUUUUUAAUUGUGUUCAUUAAUUUAUAAACAUAAUAGUAACUAUUAAAGGAGACAGUAAAAAUAAUUACAACAUACAAGUGUACGUAUUCUGUGUUAAGUUGGUUAUUUCUCUUUUAUAAAAAUAAUGUAAGUCCGAAUUUGAAAACCUUUUCCCUAUCAUAAUUUCUGACAAAAGUUUGUGGUGGAUUUACUGAGUUCGUGCAUUUAUUAUUAUAGUUUACCGAAAAUAAUUUACUAUGUGUGAUACAUGUUCCAUCACUUUUUCCUUGUUUGAAUGUUACAAAUUUCUUAAAAAAUUCUAAAUUACAUUUUUCUGCCGUUUAAACAGGGAAAUUUUUCAGAAAUAAUUCUGAAUUGGAACAAUAUGUCUCCUCAAUUUCUGACUCCUGAUACACAUGAAUGUUGAAAUCCCAAAGCUUAAAAAUAGUUAUCACUUAAAGAACUGUUUCAAAUAGUUUUAUUGUAACAUUGUCUGUAAUCGUACCUGACAUAGUAUGGAAUGAUCUCAGUCUUAACAUUCCUAGACAAGUGUACCUUAGAAAUUAUCAAUAUCUGAAAGUAGGAAAAAACUUAUGUGGAGCCUCAUAGAUAAAUAGGUUGUAAGUAGGGAUUAUGAGACCUCAAAAAUCUAAGAAAACAAAUCUCAAAUGUUAACAUUACCCCUUUUACUUUUGGCGACUUUUUUUUUUUUUACUCAACAAACCACGAUAUGCCUUAGGAGUUCAGCCUUACUUGACUCAGUUUACUGAAGGUGUCAUUCUAUUUCAUUCGUUUAUUCUCUUGAACUUGACUCCUUCGUUAACACUUCAACCUGAAUAUAAUUCUGUAACCCACCAAUCUGAUAUUUCUGUUCCUUUCAAUACAGUGAUGUUAAGAUGUAAACUAUUUAUUUUUGUAACUUUGAAAGCACCAUUAAAGCCUUAAAGCAUUA
Molecule: messenger RNA, 3131 nt
Organism: Bemisia tabaci
Lineage: Eukaryota; Metazoa; Arthropoda; Insecta; Hemiptera; Aleyrodidae
Source: RefSeq, a predicted model, not a curated record